UUCCACUCCCCUGGGCAGCCCCAGAGAAUACAGCUGGAAACUGUGGCACUCACUCACCCAUAAUGAGAGCUCUCCGUGGCCGCUACACUCUUCUGACUGGCUGCCUGGAGGAUGACCUGGCCCUGGAGUGUGUUGAAACUGCGGUGCAGGAGGGAUUGGGCCAAGCAGAUGUGGCAGUGAUGGCUUCACCCCCCAAGGAGCCCAGUGAGUUGUUGCUGAAUGGAAGGAGCAGCAUCUUGAAGUCAGGAGAGAUGCAGCAGCUGGCACCUCAUCUCCCUCCCAGAAUGACCACUGGACAUCCCUGGAGCCUGCUGUACUGCACAGCAAGAAAUGGCUUUAGUUUGAAGACCUUGUACCGAAGCAUGACCAGCCUGAGCUGUCCUGUGCUGCUUGUCAUCAGAGAUACUAAUGGUCAGAUGUUUGGGGCCUUUUCUUCCACCUCAAUACGAGUCAGCAGCAGCUUUUAUGGUACAGGGGAGACUUUCCUCUUCUCCUUCUCCCCAGAGUUAAAGGUGAAGGUGUUCAAGUGGACAGGCAGCAACACCUUCUUCAUGAAAGGAGAUGCAGAUUUGCUUGUGAUUGGUGGGGGCAGUGGCAAAUUUGGGCUGUGGCUGGAUGGGGAUUUGUACCGUGGAGGAAGCUGCCCCUGUGAGACUUUCAACAACGAGACACUAUCACACCAGGAAGAGUUUUUUAUUCAGGACCUGGAAGUGUGGGCCCUGCCCUAAGCUGCAAGGCCAGUCCUUGGACUCUCCCUUGUUUGGCACCUAAAAAUAACAAACUGCUUUUUACCAGUG
This is a messenger RNA of Alligator mississippiensis (American alligator), 797 nucleotides long. RefSeq names its product TBC/LysM-associated domain containing 2 (gene TLDC2). Gene Ontology annotation, cellular component: nucleus. Gene Ontology annotation, biological process: response to oxidative stress. The coding region runs from base 63 to 728 and encodes 221 amino acids. The record is from RefSeq and is a predicted model, not a curated record. The transcript is spliced from 6 exons. Lineage: Eukaryota; Metazoa; Chordata; Crocodylia; Alligatoridae.